This is a messenger RNA of Sordaria macrospora k-hell, 1041 nucleotides long. RefSeq lists its product as uncharacterized. The record is from RefSeq and is a predicted model, not a curated record. NCBI's taxonomy places the organism in Eukaryota, Fungi, Ascomycota, Sordariomycetes, Sordariales, Sordariaceae. Gene Ontology annotation, molecular function: glucan endo-1,3-alpha-glucosidase activity.
AUGACUGGGGAGUCCCACUACAUUGGCCCGCUUGACUCGAAGCACACCGACGAUGGAAAUUCCAAAUGGGUCAACGACAUGCCGCACGAAGGCUGGAUGGACCUGGCAAAGCCGUUCAUUGCGGCUUACAAGGCAGGUGCCAGCAAGCCAGAUGCCUACAUUAGCGAAGAUCAAAUCAUUUACUGGUACCGGCCAACCCUCAAGUCCUUGAACUGCGAUGCGACCGAUACCACUCUGCAGGAUGCCAACAACAGCAGUGGGAACUACUUCAAGGGAAGACCGAAUGGCUACGAGACCAUGGAGGAUGCCGUGUUUGUCGUGUCCCUCCUGAAGACUGCCGGGCAGAUCAAAGUGACAUCUGGCGGUAAUUCCGCAGUCACCUACCAAGCACCCGCGGGUGCUUUUGCACAGAAAAUUCCGAUGGGCGUUGGGAAGCAAAGAUUCGAGCUUACCCGCAAUGGACAGUCUGUGCUGAGCGGUAUCUCCUCGAGGGAUAUCAGCAGCACAUGCCCCUGCGGCAUCUACAACUUCAACGCAUUCGUCGGUGUCCUUCCAUUUAAGACAUUUGGGUCGCUCGAUUCACAGGGCCUGGCUUCUCUGACCGCUGGACUUCAUGUGAGCACUUGUCAGCCGACUCCCACCUUGAUCGCUACUGCACCCCCAUCAGAUGACCCCCAGCCCAUGAACAAUCCACUAUCUUCGAGCACUCCGCCUUCUCCCACCACGAUCCUGACUAAAACUGCCACCACGGCUCCUCCUGUCUCUACCCCAACCAACUGCAACGGCGGCACAGUUGCUAAUGGAGAGUCGUCGAAUCUCGCCGCUCUUUGCGAUUUUUCGUGCUCUCAGAGCUACUGCCCACCUGGUCCCUGCAAAUGUACUUCCUUCGGUACUCCGGGAUGGAGUGUGACACCGACGAAGCCCCCAGGCUGCCCGGCUCCAGGUUUGAUGACACUUACAAGGGACUUUGUGCCUUCACUUGCGCCAGAGACUAUUGCCCUUCAGGUGCCUGCUCGUCAAACUGCGGCUAGUGAGAACUAG